AUGGAUACCAAGGAAGAGAAGAAGGAACGGAAACAAAGUUAUUUUGCUCGAUUGAAAAAGAAGAAGCAGGCCAAACAAAAUGCAGAGACAGCCUCAGCUAUGGCUGCAAGGACUCAUUCUGGAAAAGAAGAUGCUAGUAAAGUCAUUUUAGAGCAAGACAAGUGUAACAUUGCUGUGGAAGAGGAGUACAUUACUGAUGAGAAAAAGAAGAGAAAAAGUAAUCAGUUAAAGGAGAUCAGGCGUACAGAACUAAAGAGAUAUUAUAGUGUUGAUGACAAUCCAAACAAAACACAUGAUAAAAAAGAGAAGAAGAUGGUGGUUCAGAAGCCCCAUGGUACUAUGGAAUACACUGCUGGAAGCCAGGACACCCUAAACUCCAUAGCACUGAAAUUUAACAUCACUCCCAAUAAAUUAGUGGAACUGAAUAAGCUUUUCACGCACACUAUUGUUCCAGGCCAGGUUCUUUUUGUACCAGAUGCCAACUUUCCCUCGAGUACCUUAAGGUUAUCAUCAUCCAGUCCUGGUGCUACUGUCUCCCCUUCAUCAUCAGAUGCAGAAUACGAUAAACUGCCUGAUGCUGACUUAGCAAGAAAGGCCUUAAAACCCAUCGAGAGAGUCUUAUCAUCCACUUCAGAAGAGGACGAGCCAGGAGUGGUAAAAUUUUUGAAAAUGAAUUGCCGGUACUUCACUGAUGGAAAGGGUGUGGUCGGAGGCGUCAUGAUUGUCACUCCUAACAACAUCAUGUUCGACCCUCACAAGUCUGAUCCCCUGGUCAUUGAAAAUGGCUGUGAGGAAUACGGCCUUAUCUGCCCCAUGGAAGAGGUCGUUUCCAUCGCCCUUUACAAUGACAUCUCCCACAUGAAGAUCAAAGAUGCCUUGCCAUCUGACCUACCUCAGGAUCUUUGUCCUCUGUACAGGCCUGGAGAAUGGGAAGACCUGGCUUCAGAAAAGGAUAUCAACCCAUUCAGUAAGUUCAAAUCUCUCAACAAAGAAAAACGGCAGCAGAGUGGGGAGAGAACCAUCACUUCAGAUUCCACACCAAUGGGACCUUCAGAGAAGUCACCAGAAUACAUAGAAACGAAGCCCUCAGACAGCUCUGUGUCAGACAAGGUAAAGAAACUGGAAUCCACUGCAGGGGCAACCCAAGAAUCUACCGCAGUAGCUGACGUCAGCAAGGAACCUUCUGACACUCGGGCUGCGUUUGAAUCUGUAGCCAAAGAAAAUUCUCUUUUAGGGGAAGACGAUGACUUCGUUGACUUGGAAGAACUUUCUUCUCAAACUAAAGGUGGAACGGACAAAAGAGACACCUCAAAGGAGUGCCUUUCUCUUGACCCAGAGGAACUAAGGAAGACUAAAUCACGAGUAAUCAGAUCUACGGAAAUUCAGUCAGCCCUGAACUUUUCGGGAACAGGGUGUGAUGCUGAACUGAAGGGAGCCCUAGACUUAGAAACCUGUGAGAAACAAGAUAUGAUGCCAGAGGUGGACAAGCGGUCUGGGUCCCCAGAAAGCCAGAUGGACAACACACUGAACAUCCAUGAAGAUUUAGAUAAAGUCAAACUCAUUGAAUAUUACCUUAAUAAGAACAAAGAAGGGUCACAGUUACCUGAUAACGUGCAGAAGGCAGAAUUAAGCGAUGGCAAAAGUACUGAGCCAGUGGGAAUAGACAUCACCCUUAGUAGUUCUCUUCCGCAGACAAGUGAUCCCCCGAUUGAGGGCAAGGAAGAGCCAGAUAAAACCUGGGCAAAAGAGAAAACACCCCUUCCGUUGCAACUGAGCUCCUCUACAGAAGAAAGUAUGAAUAAAGAGUAUCCAGAUUCUUCUUUGGAAUCUAUUCUGGACAAUAGCUGCCAAGGUGCACAAAUGGAUAAUAAAUCUGAAGUUCAGUUAUGGCUAUUAAAGAGAAUUCAGGUACCCAUUGAAGAUAUACUUCCUUCAAAAGAAGAGAAAAGCAAGACUCCACCCAUGUUUCUGUGCAUUAAAGUGGGAAAACCAAUGAGGAAAUCCUUUGCCACUCACACGACAGCCGUGGUCCAGCAGUAUGGCAAACGAAGAAAGCAACCGGAGUACUGGUUUGCUGUUCCUCGGGAGAGGGUGGAUCACUUGUACACAUUCUUUGUCCAAUGGUCUCCUGACGUCUAUGGGAAAGAUGCCAAAGAGCAAGGCUUUGUGGUGGUGGAGAAAGAAGAAUUGAAUAUGAUUGACAACUUCUUCAGUGAGCCAACCACCAAGAGCUGGGAGAUCAUCACGGUCGAGGAGGCAAAACGCAGGAAGAGCACGUGCAGCUACUAUGAAGACGAGGACGAGGCCGCCCUGCCGAUCCUGCAGCCCCACAGCUCGCUUCUGGAGAACAUGCACAUUGAGCAGCUGGCCCGACGCCUUCCAGCAAGGGUGCAGGGGUAUCCAUGGAGACUUGCAUACAGCACGCUAGAGCAUGGGACCAGCUUGAAAACUCUCUACCGGAAGUCAGCAGCACUAGACAGUCCUGUCCUAUUGGUCAUCAAAGAUAUGGAUAAUCAGAUCUUUGGAGCAUAUGCGACUCAUCCUUUCAAAUUCAGUGAUCACUAUUAUGGCACAGGCGAAACUUUUCUCUAUACAUUUAGCCCUCAUUUCAAGGUCUUCAAGUGGAGUGGAGAAAACUCAUACUUUAUCAAUGGAGACAUAAGUUCUUUGGAACUUGGUGGUGGAGGGGGACGAUUUGGCUUAUGGUUAGAUGCCGAUUUAUACCAUGGACGAAGCAACUCCUGCAGCACUUUUAAUAAUGAUAUUCUUUCCAAAAAGGAAGACUUCAUAGUUCAAGACCUUGAGGUAUGGACAUUCGAGUGA
Rangifer tarandus platyrhynchus (Svalbard reindeer) is the source of this 2823-nucleotide messenger RNA. The record is from the annotation of a GenBank genome assembly. NCBI's taxonomy places the organism in Eukaryota, Metazoa, Chordata, Mammalia, Artiodactyla, Cervidae.